GUCAAAGCCCAACAUCCUAUCCAACCCCUCUCGGUGCAAAAAGAGAAGAGGAAAUCGGCAGAAAGAAAAGGCGAGAAGGAAGGAGGCAACGAAGCGAGGGGAUUCCGCGGAGUUGGUGGAGGCGAGGGUUUGGUGCGGCCAUGGAGAACCUGGCGAUGCUGUGGGGGAUCAUCGGGCCGGGCGUCGCCGGCGCGCUCUUCGGCGCCGGCUGGUGGUUCUGGGUCGACGCCGUUGUCUGCAGCGCCGUCCAGGUCUCCUUCAUCCACUACCUGCCCGGGAUCUUCGCGUCGCUGGCCGCGCUCAUGUUCAAUUGCGUCGACAAGGAUGCCAUCGGGAACGACUACUACUCGUCCUACGGGGAUGAUUCCGAGUGGAGGGUGAAGCUCUGGCUUUUCGUCGCCUAUGUAGUUUCUUUCGUCUGCCUGGCUGGAUCAGUGGGUUUGUUGGUGCAAGACGCCCUGACAGACAAGGGCCCUUCUGUGUGGACUGGUGUUGCCGGCGUCCUGCAAUGCGUUUUUGUGUUGAUAAGUGGGUUGACAUACUGGACGUGCCACACCGAGGACUAGGAAGGGUCAAAAUGCUGUGAGCGGACUGGGAUGGAUGGUAAAACUUGUCGCGAAGACGUCUGCUCUACUGCCCGUGUGUGGUCCUGUGUAAAUUAACGUUCAUUCCAGGGCGCGAUUACUGCUACGAUAAAAAAAAAAGGUGGGAUUACUGAGUGUCUGUUGUGUGCAUAGCUGACUGCUUCCUGAAAUGGAUCCGUAGCAUCAGUACUACUACGUGUUUAUUAUCAUAAUUUGUUGUGAGCCUGUGGUGCUUGGUGGCUCGAGAGGUUAGCAUUGA
This is a messenger RNA of Triticum aestivum (bread wheat), 843 nucleotides long. RefSeq names its product transmembrane protein 50 homolog. Lineage: Eukaryota; Viridiplantae; Streptophyta; Magnoliopsida; Poales; Poaceae. The coding region runs from base 141 to 566 and encodes 141 amino acids. The record is from RefSeq and is a predicted model, not a curated record. The transcript has 4 exons.